Tigriopus californicus is the source of this 2355-nucleotide messenger RNA. RefSeq names its product SET and MYND domain-containing protein 4-like. The coding region runs from base 106 to 2256 and encodes 716 amino acids. NCBI's taxonomy places the organism in Eukaryota, Metazoa, Arthropoda, Copepoda, Harpacticoida, Harpacticidae. The record is from RefSeq and is a predicted model, not a curated record. The transcript has 13 exons. Gene Ontology annotation, molecular function: protein binding.
AAGUCUCAAUCUCAGUGGGCAAAGUUCCAAUGAACACUUCUGCUUCCAUGUGUUCAAAGCUUUCAGAAAGUCAGACCAAAACAAAGUUCUUCAGAGGCAGGCAAAAUGGAUCAAGAAGCAAGAGAAUUGGGACGGAAACUGAAUACGGGAAUCACUGCCUUGAUAUCCGGUUUCCUGAAAAGCGAGAAACUAAAAGAGUUCGAAGAACUCAAAACUCCAGAAGAAAAGGUGGCCUUUCUCUACCAUGAAGAGGCCUAUUAUCCACUUUUACAAGGGGUUCGUCGAAGCCAUAAACCCAACGAGGACAGCAAAAAGAACCAAAAGAUGUCCAAAGCCCUGAGAGAUGCCGGAAAUGAAGCCUUUGGUAAGGGAGAUAAUUCUUUGGCACUUGAUUGUUACAAUCAGGCUAUCAUUUUGGCUCCAUGUGAUACUUCCAGUGGUCAAGGGGAAGAUUUAGCCAUUGCAGCGGCCAACAGGUCCGCUGUUAUGUAUCGGCUUCAAAAAUAUGGAUUCUGUUUAAAGGAUUGUGAACUCGCCGAGCGGUCAGGGUAUCCCAAGCAUUUGAGGUACAAACUGUUUCAGAGACACGCCAACUGUCUUUCAGAAACAUUUAAGCUCACCGAAGCAGACGCCAUGUUCCAAAAAGCUAUAGAGGCUCUUAGUGACUCCAAGUUGAAUAAUGCUCAAGCAGAUAAAGUAAAAAAGGAAAUCAAAGCCUGUUGGGAUGAAAGCAAAACUAAAAAAGGCUUGGAGAAGGUGGUUAAUGAGUUCUUAAAGAAUCCGCAACAACUCAUCCCUGACGAAUUGAAAAUCGAAAGUCUCGCCGUUGGUGGAAACCCUUCUCAUCCCGCUCUUAGUGACAAGAUUAGAAUUGUUUACAACAAAUUUGAAGGUCGCCAUGCUAUUGCUACAAGGACGAUUAACCCUGGAGAGGUCUUAGGUGUUGAGCAGCCCGUAGUUUAUUCACUAUACACAGAGCGAUUCCUUUCCAAUUGCUCUCGAUGCUUCAAGGCCGUGGUUGUUCCAAUUCCAUGCUUCGGAUGCUCCGCAAUCUUAUUCUGUUCCAUGAAUUGUCGAGAUGAAGCGUGGAACCGUUUCCACAAGUUCGAAUGCAAGGAAAUGGAUUCGGUGUCCUCUAUUUAUCAAAAUAUUUUCUUAGUUUAUAGGUUGAUCUGCCAGACCCCCAUGGAAUAUUUCCGAGACCACGAGUCCAAUUUUUUGGACCAUAACCAAGAACGAGGGGCUCAAGAAAAUCCAAGCACAUCUCAAUUUAGCAAAGGACUUGGAUUUGAUACCGAUCCGUGUGAUUCUGAUUUAAGUGAUUCGGACUCCGAAGAAUCAGCAAGUGAAGAAAAUGAAGGCAGUGAUGAUGAAUUAGAGGAUAAGUGUCAAUCUGCGAUGAUUUACUCCUCGGAUGAUUACCUUAAUGUGUUCAAUUUGGAAGGCCAUGACAAGGAACAAAAUCCAGACGAUGAAUUGGCUCUGGCCACGUCUUCUGCAUUUCUGCUUCAUUUUCUAAAAAAGAGCAACUACUUCCCGGUCCCUUCUUCAAAGCAAGCAAUCAGCUCUGAUGAACUUCUUAUGGCCAGAAUUUUGUACCGAUUCCUUCAAGUAAGUCAGUACAACACGCACCAGAUCUCACAAAUGGACAAUUGGGACAAAACCACGGGCUUAACCAUCCGACCCAUUGGUUUCGGUUUAAAUCCGACGUUGGCCUUAUUCAACCACUCAUGCUCUCCCAACACGAUCAGAUGCAACGUGGGGACCAAAACCAAUCUCAUAUCGACUCAAACGAUUCAUGCAGGAGCUGAAAUCACCGACUCAUAUUCCACUCUAUAUCAGGACCAGCCCCGAAAUGAACGAUUCAAUCACUUGAUGAACUUUUACAAAUUUGAAUGUCGGUGCAAGGCCUGUCUCAAUGAUUGGCCAGUAUUCGAGGGCCUCAAGAAAACGGUGGCCAAGCCUGGAAUGGCCGAAAAAGUGGCAGACGUGAAGAAGAUGUACGCAGUCCUCUUCAAAUUGAGUCAGCAAGACCUUCAGUCUGGAUAUUUUGACCGAAUUGUGGAAAUGUGGUCCAAGUUCUACCCAACUUGUGCUGAGGCCCUGGAAGCUCCUCACAAAACCUUCCUCCACGUAGCAUCCCAAAUUCAUGACUGCUUUUGGCUGAAGCACGGAAAUAGAGUGCCUAAAUUGAAUGUCCCGGUGUUCAAAGACCACGUCAAAGACUCCAAAGUGCCUAAAGAAGAGAAACCAUGAUUCUGACAGGAGCAAAAAGAGGAAAACUAUCCCACCGUUGUGUUUGUGCUUGAAGUUGGUAAAUAUACUCGUUCGUGUAGAGUAAAGAAAUUCCCUCAG